This is a messenger RNA of Sitophilus oryzae (rice weevil), 675 nucleotides long. It is a transcript of the gene RpL18A, whose product is annotated as 60S ribosomal protein L18a. The transcript has 3 exons. Lineage: Eukaryota; Metazoa; Arthropoda; Insecta; Coleoptera; Curculionidae. Gene Ontology annotation, molecular function: structural constituent of ribosome. The record is from RefSeq and is a predicted model, not a curated record. Gene Ontology annotation, biological process: translation. The coding region runs from base 98 to 628 and encodes 176 amino acids. Gene Ontology annotation, cellular component: ribosome; cytosolic large ribosomal subunit.
GCGCCAAAGUGGACAAAGUGGGAAAAUUUUGAACUAAAACUGUAAUACCAACAUAAUAAAAUUAAAAAUUUUUCUUUUCUGUCAACGAGCCGCCGCCAUGAAAGCUAAAGGAGAGUUGAAAGAGUAUGAAGUCAUCGGGCGUAAGUUGCCCACAGAAAAGGAGCCCAAAACUCCUUUGUAUAAAAUGAGGAUCUUCGCUCCCGAUCAAAUUGUGGCCAAGUCUCGUUUCUGGUAUUUCUUGAGACAGCUAAAGAAGUUCAAGAAAGCCACCGGUGAGAUCGUCUCGGUCAAACCCAUUCCAGAAAAAACUCCCACCAAAAUCAAGAACUUUGGUAUUUGGCUGAGGUACGACUCUCGUUCAGGAACUCACAACAUGUACAGAGAAUACAGAGAUUUGAGUGUUUCUGGUGCUGUAACUCAAUGCUACAGAGAUAUGGGAGCUAGACAUCGUGCUAGAGCUCAUUCAAUUCAGAUUAUUAAAGUGGAGCAAGUGAAAGCUUCUGAUACAAGGAGGCCCCAAGUGAAACAAUUCCACGACUCCAAAAUUAGAUUCCCUCUGCCCAAACGCAUCCAACACAAAUCUAUGAGCACAUUCUCAGUACGUAGGCCCAGAACCUAUUUCUUGUAAUGUGUUAAGAAUAUGAUUUAUUUUUAAAUAAACGACUAUGUAAGGAA